This is a messenger RNA of Trematomus bernacchii (emerald rockcod), 1037 nucleotides long. Its product is annotated as probable G-protein coupled receptor 132. Gene Ontology annotation, cellular component: membrane. The record is from RefSeq and is a predicted model, not a curated record. Gene Ontology annotation, biological process: negative regulation of G2/M transition of mitotic cell cycle; G1/S transition of mitotic cell cycle; G protein-coupled receptor signaling pathway. NCBI's taxonomy places the organism in Eukaryota, Metazoa, Chordata, Actinopteri, Perciformes, Nototheniidae. Gene Ontology annotation, molecular function: G protein-coupled receptor activity.
CGACGCUCUGAAGAACAGCCUCGUCCUGCGAGCUUCCGUACGGCGAGGCGCGGUUGCCGCUACUGCUGCUGUACACCGCCGUGCUAACGGUGGGACUGCCGGCUAACCUACUGACCGUCGGCCUCACAUGGCUGCAGGUGCGCAGGAGCAACGUGCUGGCCGUGUACCUGCUGAGCCUCUCGCUGUGCGACCUCACCUACCUGUCCACGCUGCCGCUGUGGGCCGUCUAUGUGAGCGCGGGCCACUGCUGGCCCUGGAGCUCAUUAGCUUGCAAGCUAACGGGCUACGUGUUCUUCACCAACAUGUACAUCAGCAUCUCGCUGCUGUGCUGCGUGUCGUGCGACCGCUACGUAGCAGUGGCUUUCAGCCUGGAGUCCAUCGGCCUGCGCCGGCAGCGCCUCGCUGCCCUGCUGGUGCUCGCCGUGGUGUGCUUGGGAGCCGCUCACCUCCCGGUGUUCACCAUGAGGGAGGGCGACGCCGCCGAGGGAGCGCCCGCUGCUUCGAGCGAGCGCGGGGUUACGGGUUUAAGCUACACCCGCUUCCUGCUGGGCUUCCUGCUGCCGCUGCUGGUGCUGCUGGAGCUAACCGCGGCGUGCUGGCUAGCGUGCGGGCAUAGCACCGGGCUGGGCGCAGCAGCAGAAGAGCGUGUCGGGCUGGCGGUGGCCGUGGUGCUGCUGUUUCUGGUCUGCUUCGGGCCGUACCAUGUGAUCCUGCUGCUGAGGGCUGCCCCCCCCCUGAGGGCCGCCCCCCCCCUGCAGGCCUGCCUGAUGGAGCGGAGACUCUACACGCCGUACAUCGUGGCGUUGGGUCUCUCCACCGUCAACAGUGCCGCUAACCCCCUCCUCUACGUCUCCUCUCAGCACAGCAUCCGCAGAGACCUGCAGUGCUGCUUAAUGCAGGUCUGCGGCCGGCGCCGGCCCAACAGGGAUCAGAACCAGAACCAGAUCCAGAUCCAGAUGCAGCUGCAGGACUCAUUGGAGCCGAACACCGCGACGGAGAGGGUCGAGACCCUCAGCCGGCAGACCCCAUCUUGCUGA